AUGUUCCCUCAUUCAGCCAUUGUCUACUCUGAUCUCAGCCCCACCUCAGGUUAUUUGUACCUUUUUCUAAUCAACAACAUCACGGUCACGCUUGCUCUUUACGGUCUGCUCCUAUUCUACUUCGCCGCGAGGGAUCAACUGCGGCCAUUCAAGCCUAUCCUCAAGUUUGCAACUAUCAAAGCCAUCAUAUUUUUCAGCUUCUGGCAAGACGUGUUAUUCAGCUUGCUGGAAUGGAGCCAUUUAUUGGGCGGUAACGACCAUUACCCCUCUGGAAUGGCUUCAACUGGUCUGAAGAAUAUCCUCAUAUGCAUCGAGUUAGUGGUGGCAUCUGUCACGCUACGCUACGCCUUUCCAUACAGUGUUUAUGUCUUCCAUCAUCCACCCCGCUUGGUACUGGAUCUACAACUGGAUGAUGACAACUGCCCUAAUCGCCCCACCUCUGGUACUGGACCCAAGCAUCCUGUGCAGAAGUCGUCUAGCAACUUGCAGACUCUACGAGCCGAUUUACUUUACGGCACAGCUGCGUUUGCCGAUCGAUCCGCAGAGCCAUUGCCAUGGGAUGUCCUGGCAUCACAGGACUCCGCAGGUGAUGUCGAUCGUGAUGUUGUCCACUUUUCUGGCAACUCUACCGUCCUACCAAGCAUUUCAGCGGGUAUCAGAACUACGAUGGAUCCUACGGAUAUUUUUGUGGAUGCUGUGCACAAUUUCCACCCCAACUAUCGUCAUUAUACUCAGGCCAAGUUGGAUGAUUCUUUGUGACCGCAGGUGCCUGUUAGUGCGGUUGUUCGCUGUUUGUUUGGGAUGGAUGGAGUUGACCGACACCCUUCAGUGUCAGAGCACUGCUUGCUGAACUCUGAACUUGUGCCGUUCCUCUACCGAACAUGAUCAUCCCACUCCACCCUCUGUGAUCAAGCUGUGUUUUCUUUCUGUCCUGCUCCCUCACAACAACAAGUCAUGCCAAUAUGUCCUCAGCACACAUGUGUUGUGCAUGAAGACACUGUUUGUGAUGCGUUCCAUAUUUUCCGAUGUUCCCAGUCACUUUCUUCUUGCUCAUUUUUUCAGCCCAAUGUGUUCAGGCUUUUGGACAGAGAUUAAAUUAUUUCCAUAUGGUCUUUUAUCAUCUUACAAGUAUUAGGAUUGUGAGUACCACCAGGCUCGAAGUUGCAUGCGCCAUUGCUUAUUGGCGAUUUCCGCAAUACUCUGUUGGACAGUUGCCCAUCUCAGCGAACAAGCAAGCCACUGAACAGGCAACCUUAUUGGCCAGUAUUUUUAGUUAUUACAAUUUUACACGUCAAACGGAUCCCUGCAUUGGGAACAACAAUCGUCGGAGGCUUGUCGUCGCAUAGCAACUAGAACGAUGUUUCAUGAUGUAUGUUUUCGCAGGUACUCAAUAGAUGAAUAACAUAUCGAAGCUUCUCACUCUGUUUUUUU
Dicrocoelium dendriticum is the source of this 1431-nucleotide messenger RNA. NCBI's taxonomy places the organism in Eukaryota, Metazoa, Platyhelminthes, Trematoda, Plagiorchiida, Dicrocoeliidae. The record is from the annotation of a GenBank genome assembly.